AUGUCUGCCAGUAUUACCCCCUCCGAAGAAGAGCUCAAGACUGCUCUUGUCGACCUUAGGGCUGAAAAUCCGACUCUCGGAAUCCCAAAACUUCAUGCACUGCUGCUGUCCAAGCAGCCCUCGUGGAUUGUUAGCGAAAAGCGCACGCGCAAGGUCGUGCAGAGCGCAGGUCUCACGGUCGAGCCCCCUCAGGGUAAAAAUGCGGACCCCACGCAGAUAUACCCGAGCUCGAAACUAGUCGAAACGCUGGACGUGACGAAAUGGACGCCCAAAGUAGCCGUGAAGUACUUUGGGAAAAGGAAAGGCAAGGGCUUGGUCGCCAAGGAAGCGAUAUCCGAGGGCGAAGUAGUGUGGAAGGAGGACCCGUUCAUCAUUGCGCCUGAAUGGGAUAUUUUCGACCUUCAGACGUCCUCUCGCGCUUGCGCAUUCUGCACGACACCUCUCUCCGAGUCUCCUCUCAUAACGCGAUGCCCUUCGACGUCGGUUUCCUCAUCAUCAUGCACCGCUCGUUUCUGCAACCGUCUCUGCCAAUCACGCUCUGCCAAGAUCCAUCCGCUUCUCUGUUCCUCCCAGAAUCCAGCUAGUGUUCCCCUCUUGGCUUUUGCCCGGCGUAGUUCCUGGAUGGGGCUGCACGCUCUCAUUCAUUGCACGGCUCGCAUCUUGCUUGCGGCGCAGAGUUCCGAUUCGAAAGUCCUGGAAGAGGACUGGAACAUCGUGAGUGCAUUGGCAGAACUCAGCAUGGAAGACCGCGCUAAGGGCGCAUGGUUCGGAGGGGCAGAACCUGAUCGCGCGACAUGGAAGAAGGCCCACCAACUGUUCACGCAAGCAUUCCAAUCGCCAGUCUCAGCUCCAGAUCAGAAGAAGCUUGCGCGUUUGCUGAAAAAUCCCAUCCCAGAAUCCAUCACCGAGAACAUCUUCCCAUACGACGCGUUCUUGCGUGGUCUCGGGCGCAUGAGCCUCAACUUGGAAGCACACGGCGGUCUCUAUACCCUACACUCUCAUCUCAAUCAUUCAUGCGCGCCCAAUCUAUCCGCGCGCCAUGCAGACCAACGGACUGCCCUCGCGCGACUGACCCUCAUCGCCCGCCGUAACAUCAAAGCUGGCGAGGAGCUCUCCGUCGCGUAUGUUGACCCUUCGCUCGGCGUUAAGCAGCGGAGAGAAGAGCUAGGCGGGUGGGGCUUCGGCCUGUGCGAGUGCGAAAAGUGUGUGAAAGAAGAAAAAGAAGUCGAGACGAAGGAUGAUGCGGAUUCUGGCGAUGCUGAUAUGGAGGAUUUGGAGAGAGAGCUGAAGAGGGGACUGGGGGUCAUGUGAUGGAACAAUAGCACGUCGUUGUUG
Heterobasidion irregulare TC 32-1 is the source of this 1335-nucleotide messenger RNA. RefSeq lists its product as uncharacterized. NCBI's taxonomy places the organism in Eukaryota, Fungi, Basidiomycota, Agaricomycetes, Russulales, Bondarzewiaceae. Gene Ontology annotation, molecular function: protein binding. The transcript is spliced from 4 exons. The record is from RefSeq and is a predicted model, not a curated record. Bases 1 to 1311 code for a protein of 436 amino acids.